GGGUAGUGCUGGUGCUGGUGCUGGUGGUGGUGCAGUAGUGUCAGCAGCAUCUACUGCUACAUACACCUAUAUAUAUCUGUCGGCAAUUUUUCGUACAGGUAUCGUCGCGUUGUGAAUUGAUGUAACUCGAUAUAAAUACUCGUUCUUCAAUCGUCGAACAUAAAAGUAGCGCCGUUUCAAAUGAGGCUCGACGAUAAUGUUAGUGAGAAGCUUUUCCCUGCAAUGGAUCCUGAUUCUGGCACUGGUACUGAUCGUACUUUAUGAGAGCUUACGCCUGAAUCAUCUCGAGGAAAACAAUCAGACGUUGCAAAAUGCCCUUCAGCAGAUCAAGCUCGACGUCGGCACAGGUGCCAAGAAGGACCUGCAGCAACAACAGCAGCAGCAGCAGCAUCAGGAGAAGCCGAAAACGCGGCCGAUUUCGAGCGACGACAAUUACGUAGUGAUAUACAACAGAGUGCCCAAGACGGGCUCGACCAGCUUCGUCGGGGUGGUUUACGACAUGUGCAAGAGGAACAAAUUUCACACCCUGCACAUCAACGUGACGAACAACAUGCACACGCUUACUCUUCCGAACCAGAUGCAGUUUGCGCACAACAUAACUCACUGGGACUCAAUCAAGCCUGCGUUUUACCAUGGGCACAUGGCUUUUCUAGAUUUUCAAAAGCUUGGUAUAGCUGCUAAUCCAUUGUACAUAAACUUGUUACGCAAGCCUUUAGAUAGAUUUGUUUCUUACUACUACUUUUUAAGAUACGGUGAUAACUUUAGACCUUAUCUAGUUAGAAGAAAGUCAGGAGAUAAGAAGACUUUCGAUGAGUGUGUGAGAGAUGGACAGCCUGAUUGCGAUCCCAAUAAUAUGUGGUUGCAAAUUCCCUUUUUAUGCGGUCAUGAUCCAGCAUGCUGGGAAAUUGGUAACGAAUGGGCUUUGGAAGAAGCUAAACGCAAUUUACAUAAGCACUAUUUACUGGUAGGAGUUACGGAGGAACUGGCAGAGUUUGUCCAAGUAUUAGAAACUGUCUUGCCUAGAUUUUUUAAAGGCUCUUAUAAUGUUUUUAUGCAUAAUAAUAAAUCUCAUCUCAGACAAACUACUCAAAAAAUAGAGCCUCUACCAGAAACUGUUAAAAAAAUACAAAAGUCAAUUGUUUGGAAAAUGGAAAAUGACCUAUACAAUUAUGCUUUAUCUCAAUUUCAUGCAGUGAAAAAGAGAGUGAUAAAUGGUUCAGUCCAAGAUCUAAACCAGCGCUAUUUUUAUGAAAAAAUAAGACCAAAAUAGAUCAAUCUUGUGGGAAAUGUUGA
Molecule: messenger RNA, 1293 nt
Organism: Trichogramma pretiosum
Lineage: Eukaryota; Metazoa; Arthropoda; Insecta; Hymenoptera; Trichogrammatidae
Gene: Hs2st
Product: heparin sulfate O-sulfotransferase
Exons: 6
Coding region: 197-1270 (357 amino acids)
Cellular component (GO): membrane
Molecular function (GO): heparan sulfate 2-sulfotransferase activity
Source: RefSeq, a predicted model, not a curated record